Ochotona princeps (American pika) is the source of this 637-nucleotide messenger RNA. It is a transcript of the gene CST11, whose product is annotated as cystatin 11. Gene Ontology annotation, molecular function: cysteine-type endopeptidase inhibitor activity. The record is from RefSeq and is a predicted model, not a curated record. Bases 118 to 534 code for a protein of 138 amino acids. Gene Ontology annotation, biological process: defense response to Gram-negative bacterium. Gene Ontology annotation, cellular component: cytoplasm; sperm flagellum; nucleus. Lineage: Eukaryota; Metazoa; Chordata; Mammalia; Lagomorpha; Ochotonidae. The transcript has 3 exons.
GUGGUCACCACUGGCUGCUCUUAAAUCCGGCCGAGAAGGCAGGGUCAGUAUGAUUCCCACGGGAGCCCUGGGAAGACGAAGAGGGGGCUCUUCCUGUUGCUCCCCACCUGAGGGGCGAUGAUGGCCAGACCCUGGCAGGUUCCCCAGCUCCUGCUGGCCAUCUUGGUGGCCCUUUUGGCUGUCACUCAACAGUCACGGAGGAGAAGCUUUGUGACUGUCUAUGAGGUUUCCGCGGUGGAGGAGCCCGUGUUGGGGUGCUUGCGGUUUGUUACCAAUGAGUACAACAAGCAGAGUGACGACAAGUACAACUUCAGGAUCAUUCGGAUCCUAAGGAUCCUCAAACAGGUGACAGAUCACUUGGAAUAUCACAUGAACGUGGAAAUGUGGAGGACCACCUGCCUAAAGCUGGACCCCAAGCCCUGUGACUUCCAACAAGGCGAGCUCUACAAGCACAUUCAGUGCUUCUUCGCUGUAUUUGCUGACCCUUGGAUUGAGAAGUUCAAAAUCCUGAAGCAAAACUGCAGCAGCAUAUGAGUGUGAGGUCGUACACCUGCCGCUGCCGUACGGCAGAGUGUCCCGGAGAGAGCAGGGGCCCUGACCCAGACAAUAAAGGUUUGUCCACCUGCUCUUCUAAGGA